CCAUAAUGCACCACUUCAUCUGCACAGGCACAGCAAUGAGAAUCUGGGAAACAGAGCCACAUUGAAACCACAAACCAUUCUGACAUGUACCUCUGCUAAUCAAAGAGGAAGGAAGACUCAAGACAAACCCAAUUCGAUGACAGCUACAAGUCCACCAGCUUCCGUUACUAAUGCAUCCCCAACCACCAUCUGCCUCCAUAGUUUGAGUCUUCUUCUCGCAAUGGAGGGUGCGGUGAAAGGUCAUCUACAAGUCCCGGCGUUUGGGUGUUGGAACCACCACUACUGCGACGACCUCCCCAUCGGCCAGUACUUCGACUCGUCGGAGUUCUUCCGCGGCCGUUUCAAUGUUUCAGUGGCCGGAAGGGCACGUCGCGGAGAGCUCCACAGGGAGGUAACCAUGAAGCACCAGCAAAGUGGAGCUGGGAAGGCUGUGGACGAGGACCUGUACAAAGUCCCUCCGGAGAUCCUCCACCAAAAGCCAAAGAAGAGGUUGCUGAGGAAUCUGUGGGGGUGUAUGAGAGUCAGCAGCAUUGACAUGGACUAGACUAUAGUGUGGGAGUUUGAAGGAGACGUUAAAUUAACUUUUACUGCGUGAGCUAAGGACUUGGAGCUUUGUUGUGCUCUUUUUUGUACUAUUACCGCUGUUGCUUGUUGCUUUGAAUCAAUGGGAUGUAUCUUUGCAUCAAUGACAGCACAGUGAGGAAGAAAUAUCAAGCAAGCUAUGGCGAUCUCUUCCCUUGUCAGCUUUUACUUUCGCUA
Messenger RNA from Zingiber officinale, 759 nucleotides. RefSeq lists its product as uncharacterized. The transcript has 3 exons. The coding region runs from base 137 to 544 and encodes 135 amino acids. NCBI's taxonomy places the organism in Eukaryota, Viridiplantae, Streptophyta, Magnoliopsida, Zingiberales, Zingiberaceae. The record is from RefSeq and is a predicted model, not a curated record.